Dromaius novaehollandiae (emu) is the source of this 5537-nucleotide messenger RNA. It is a transcript of the gene EBF1, whose product is annotated as EBF transcription factor 1. The record is from RefSeq and is a predicted model, not a curated record. Gene Ontology annotation, molecular function: DNA-binding transcription factor activity, RNA polymerase II-specific; RNA polymerase II cis-regulatory region sequence-specific DNA binding. Lineage: Eukaryota; Metazoa; Chordata; Aves; Casuariiformes; Dromaiidae. The transcript is spliced from 16 exons. Gene Ontology annotation, biological process: regulation of transcription by RNA polymerase II. Bases 803 to 2581 code for a protein of 592 amino acids.
GGCGCCGCCCCCCCGGCGCCGGGGCUGCCGUGCUCGUGUUUGGCGGCGGGGACAGUCAAAGUGGCUCCCAUAGGGAGAGACGGCGAGUCCGCCCCGGCGCUGCGAGAGGGAGGGAGGGGGCGCGGGCAGAGGGAGCCCCAGGGUCUGCGGCCGCCCGUCCGCCCUCCCUGCCCGGCGUGUGCCCGGCUCCGCCGCUCGCUUCCUGCGCCGCUGACGGAGGGAGGAGAGAGCGCUCCGGCUGGGAGAGAAGAAAAGAAAGAGAGAGAAAAGAAAGAAAGAAAAGAAGAGAGGAAAGGGGGGGGGAAACUUGCCUCUCUUGUCACUGGAAAAUGACACUUGAUGUAGCAGAGCCUGCCGCAGCUCCCGUUCAUCCUAUUGUUUCUUAAACUGCCAUCAGAGAUUUUCUUUUUUUCUUUUUUUUUUUUCCGCCUGCUGCCAUCCAAGGGGUGUCUUCAUACAAAAGGGACUUCAAGUACUCCUCCGGCUCGUGAGCACUACAGCAGCCCCCCGCAGCCCCCCGCCAGCCCCUCCGCGCACCCAAACAAACUGCACACGCAGCAGCCAGCGGCGACAGAACCGCGCUCUGCCUGCCUCUGGAUUUUUUCUUUUCUUUUCUUUCUUUUUUUUUUUUUAAAUGUGCGUGUCUCUGUUUGCGCUCUCUGACUUGCUCUGAUUCCAGAGAUCAGCUGCAGAGAGCGAAAGAAAGAAAGAGAAAAAAACACAUAUAACAGUCCGCCUGGCGAUUUUAUAACUAUUUUUUUUUUGAGUGAAGAAGGAAGAUUUGCGCUGUUGUUUCUGAUUCAUGUUUGGGAUCCAGGAAAGCAUCCAGCGGAGUGGGAGCAGCAUGAAGGAAGAGCCCCUCGGCGCGGGGAUGAACGCGGUGCGGACGUGGAUGCAGGGAGCCGGCGUCCUGGACGCCAGCACGGCCGCUCAGAGCGGAGUGGGUCUGGCCCGGGCUCACUUCGAGAAACAGCCUCCCUCCAACCUGAGGAAGUCCAACUUUUUCCACUUCGUCCUGGCUCUGUACGACCGGCAGGGGCAGCCCGUGGAGAUCGAGCGCACCGCCUUCGUGGGCUUCGUGGAGAAGGAGAAGGAAGCCAACAGCGAAAAGACCAACAACGGGAUCCACUACCGCCUGCAGCUGCUCUACAGCAACGGGAUCAGGACGGAGCAGGAUUUUUACGUCCGCCUCAUCGACUCCAUGACCAAGCAGGCGAUAGUAUAUGAAGGCCAAGACAAGAACCCAGAAAUGUGCCGAGUUCUGCUCACACAUGAAAUAAUGUGCAGCCGCUGUUGUGACAAGAAAAGCUGUGGCAACAGAAAUGAGACUCCAUCAGAUCCAGUGAUAAUUGACAGGUUCUUCUUGAAAUUUUUUCUCAAAUGUAACCAAAAUUGCCUAAAAAAUGCAGGAAACCCACGAGACAUGCGUCGAUUUCAGGUUGUGGUGUCUACAACAGUCAAUGUUGAUGGCCAUGUGUUGGCAGUGUCGGACAACAUGUUUGUACACAACAAUUCCAAGCACGGGCGGAGAGCUCGAAGACUCGAUCCCUCGGAAGGUACGCCUUCUUAUCUGGAACAUGCAGCUACACCAUGUAUCAAAGCCAUCAGUCCAAGUGAAGGAUGGACUACAGGAGGUGCCACUGUCAUCAUCAUAGGAGACAAUUUCUUUGAUGGGUUACAGGUCAUAUUCGGCACCAUGCUGGUUUGGAGUGAGCUGAUUACUCCUCAUGCCAUCCGAGUGCAGACGCCUCCCCGACAUAUCCCAGGGGUUGUAGAAGUCACAUUGUCCUACAAGUCUAAGCAGUUCUGCAAGGGAACUCCUGGAAGAUUCAUUUACACAGCUCUGAACGAACCCACCAUUGACUAUGGUUUCCAAAGGUUACAGAAGGUUAUCCCCCGGCACCCUGGUGACCCCGAACGCUUGCCAAAGGAAGUAAUACUUAAGAGGGCUGCUGAUUUAGUAGAAGCACUCUAUGGUAUGCCACAUAAUAACCAGGAAAUAAUCCUGAAAAGAGCAGCAGACAUUGCAGAAGCCCUCUACAGUGUUCCCCGCAAUCACAACCAGCUCCCUGCCCUUGCUAACACGUCAGUCCAUGCGGGAAUGAUGGGAGUGAAUUCCUUUAGCGGUCAACUAGCUGUCAAUGUUUCCGAAGCCUCGCAGGCCACCAAUCAGGGUUUUACUCGCAACUCAAGCAGCGUGUCACCUCAUGGGUACGUGCCAAGCACCACCCCUCAGCAGACAAAUUAUAACUCUGUCACAACAAGCAUGAAUGGCUAUGGGAAUGCUGGAAUGUCAAAUUUAGGCGGUUCUCCAACCUUCCUGAAUGGAUCUGCUGCCAAUUCUCCCUAUGCCAUUGUGCCAUCAAGUCCAACAAUGGCCUCCUCCACUAGCCUCCCCUCAAACUGUAGCAGUUCCUCUGGGAUUUUCUCCUUCUCACCAGCCAACAUGGUCUCAGCGGUGAAACAGAAGAGUGCUUUUGCGCCUGUUGUGAGACCGCAAACUUCUCCUCCUCCCACCUGCACCAGCACCAACGGCAAUAGCCUGCAAGCUAUAUCUGGCAUGAUUGUUCCCCCCAUGUGAAAGAAUUGCCUUGAAGAAUUUUAUUAAUGAAGAGGUUGAAUUCUGCUUCAGAGUGAAUCUGAUACAAGUCCCAGAGUGGAACUUUUUACUCAGGCCUUUUUAAAAAAAAAAAAAAUGAAAUAAAGAAGAAUCUUACAAUAACUGCGGAUUUUUAAAGAAAACAAAAAUCACCAUCCUUGCAAAUACUGAAAUUAACAAUCUGCAAUUGCAAGGUGUUGAUUCAAGUUGUCCAUCCCAAAUACAUGGGAGAUAUAUUUAUUGUAUGUUGAUAAAAAAAAAAAAUCCACUUUUUUGUGGGGUGGGGGCUUGCUUUUGUUUUCAUUUUUUUCUUCUUUUUUGUGUUUUUUUAAGGCUUGAUUUAAGUCAACACCAUUUGUCUUUUAUAAGUCAUACAAGUAUGCGAGGGACACUAGAGAUGGAACUCCAUGUUUUUAAUUUAUGAUUUUUUUUUUUAAAGCUGUGUAAAGAAAAAUGAAGUGGUGUCAUUUACAACCAAGUCUGUACGGGACAGAAUAGAAGUGCCAGUUAGUUUUUCGUAGAAGAAUUAUGGCCAUUUAAUUAAGGGUCGGCUUAUAUCGGUUGCUUAUCCAGUGGUGAUUUGCUAAUACGAUGCAUUUUCAAUGUUCCCAUUCAAUAGAUGUUACUCCCUAGAGAGGUGAUAUUUUUGGAUGGUGAGGGUGGGUUUGGGGGGGGGGGUGUUUGUAACCCCUAAUAUCAGGCUUAAUAAUCGUGUAGAUAAUGCCACAAGGAAAGUCGGUGGAAGCGGAGGUAAGGAUGCAACCAACAAGCACGUUUCCCCUUGAGCUGCAAAUCCAGUGCCUCUAGACACAGUGCUAAAACCCUGGAGCGCCGUCAGCCUCCCCCUCCCCGUGCCGCUGCACUCGCAGCAGCCGGCUCGAAGCACCCGCGCUUCUGCCACCCUCCCACUAGGAUUGGUGCCAUAUCAGUCGACCCUCUCAGUUUGUAUCAUAAUAUAUUAAGCAACAGGUAACUGCUUUUUGAAUAGUAAGUGGAAACACGAGUUUUGGGGGGGGGUGGAGGGGUGGGAGUGUUAAGAAGGUUUCGAAUCAAAACCAUAGCUUCUGUUUUACAAGAAUUUUGCUAUCAUUAUCUGGGAAGUGUUCUUAAAAACUAUUAGUCCAAGAGGCAGCAAAGCUCUGAAGAUGCAUUACCUGAUAUUUUUUCUUUGCUGUUGUGUUUUGUAUGUAGUUAUAAAUACUGUAGAUUUUUUGUGAUUUUUUGCCAAAGUUGUUGUUCUAUUUAUACAUUUUAAUGUCUUAAGACAGUUUUUCAAUAUCACAAAAAAGAAUUUUACUGCAUAUUUUGCAAAAAAAAGAGCUCACUACCUUUAGCUUGCACAUACUUGCAAAAUUAAUUAAAGAAAAAAAAAGCUUUUUGUUUCUGUUUUUUUUGUUUGUUUGUUUUAAAGGGGAUUUUGUAAAAUAUCCAUAUAAAUAAUGUAUUUAUCUUUGGAAUUUGUACAUUGCUUUUUUUCCCCCUACCCCAAUUUAUUUUAUUGUGUAUGUUUGCUAUGUGAAAAAGUGCUGAUUUGUUUGGUCAUUCACCGUUGUAUUAGCUGUUUAAAUGUGAUUUUAAAACAUUUCAUUUAUAGGUUUUUUUUUAGUAUUGUUUAAAACCAUGCUUCCAUUUUUUUAAUUUCCACCCAAAAGCCAUUGUCUAUUUUUGUAUUAUUUGUAAGUUAAGAAGUUUUUUCCAAUAUAUGGCAAAAAGUAGCAUAUUAUUCUUGUAGCAUUUAGUUAUGUAGAUUUUAAAAAAAUGUAUCCUUUGCUUUUGAGGCUUAACAAAAACUAAUGCUGUUUUACUCUAUUAAUAUGCAUGGGAUUUCUCCUCUUUGGAGUGACGCAUUUUUGUGCAUUAAAUAUGGGGAGAAACUUCAUAGAACUCAAUGAAAAUACUUUCUUUCUUAAGUCUGCUUGUAUAUUUCUCUGUCUUUCACAUAAAUAUAAACCAGCAGAUUGGAUGCCUUAACAAUGCAAAUCAUAUUCAUUUCACUUGUACAUUGUACUGUGCACCAGAACUGUCAAUCAUCACUAACAUUCUAAGAAAAAAAAAAAAAAGGAAUUGAAAAGCACAAAAGAACUGUUUUGUUACCUUAAAACAAUAUAACUUUUUUCUAGUCGAGCAAGAAAUCAUUUACAACGAUGCUGCAACUGUGCAUGCUUCCUGUAUGAAUUUUGCAAUGGUUUUCACUAGAAUGUCACAGUGUGAUCUUUUGGGGGAAGGGAAGAAAACAGGAUUUUUUUUUUUAUGAUGAGAAAAUAAAAGGAGAACAAAACUGGAAAAUGUGAGAGACAUCAGUUUAUUGCUUCUCUGUAUUCCAAGUGAUUAUUCUAAUUCACGUAGUACGCAACAGCACGACAAUGUAAUCAAAUUUAAAGCCAUAUUUUGUCCAGUGACACCAUCAAUUACUCUUGUAGAGCUCCACUCAAAAUCAUAGCAAUUUUGACAUCAGUGUUCGCCAUCUACAUUUGUAGUCUUUUACGACAGUGUCCAAAGAUCCUUUGACAAUGUGCAUAAUUUUGUUUUGUUGCAGCUAUUUAUAGUGAUCUGAUGAAUGGGACUUUAUAAAAAUCCCCUUGUACCACCCUCAUCUUUUACAAAGUAAAAGAUGCAGCUGUUUACAGAAUAUGGCUUUAAGUGGAAACGUUCAGAUUUCAGUUUUAAAAAGGUGAAGCCUCACAAUGACUGGAUUGCAUAAAGUAUGCCUAUUUCCUCACAGUUGUACUAGGAUGCAGCUAAAAUGAAGUCAUCUCUGAAACUACUAACCUUUCACCUUCUUAUCUAAAUCUUUUUGAAUAGACACACACACUGUACAGUUCUAUUGUUAGAGAAACUAACUACUGUAGAGAUUGUUAUAAUUUUUUUGCAGAAAUUCAAGCUGUAAAAACUUUUCAACUUUCACAAUAUUUAAUUAAAGUUACUUCCUGUCUGUGAA